UAAAUCGUCAUGCGCGCAUGCGCAGUGCGGCCGCGUUCGUAAAAAGUGGCGGGGCCGGGCACCCCUCUGGUGAGGCGGAGCGCGCGCGAAGUUUACUCCGCGAGGCCGCGAAGAUGCAGGAGGCGGUGAGGUUGGUGUCGUGUGGUGAUGACAUCCGCCUGUGGGAUGCACCGACCCUCACUCUCAUUGACCAGUUCAACCCGCACAGCACCGCACAGAGCAUCUCUUCGCUCACAGUCUUCGGCCAUCCUGACAGUCCCUUUGUCCUGAGUGCCUCUGAGAGUGGCGACCAGAUUACUCUCACAAGCUGCAAGGUGGCUUGCAUCACCGUUCUUCAGCUUGCCGAGGACAAAGGACAGACUUGUGUCUCCCUCAGCUCCAACAGCCAGUUUGUCCUGAGCGGAGGAAAAGACGGCUCCGUGAACAUCUGGGACCUUCAUACAAAAAAGCUCCAGAAAUCAUUCACUGACCACAGCGCUGCGGUGACGUGCGUCUCUUACAACUGGAACGACAACUACGCGGCGUCGGGCUCCCAGCACGGAGAGAUUAUUCUCCACAACACGGUCACCAACCAGGCCAGCGCCCCCUUUACGCAUCCAAAAUCCCAGCAGCCGGUGCAGGACCUGCAGUACUCGUACUUCAAGAAGGCGCUCUUCGGCAGCGUGUCUGACGACGGCUCCGUCGUUUUGUGGGACGCAAACGCGCGGCGGCCUCACCACGCGUUCACCGCGGCGCACAGGGCCCCGGCGUCAGCGCUCGCCUUCUCCCCCGUCAACGACCUCCUCUUCGUCACCGCCGGCCUCGACAAGCGGAUCAUCCUCUACGACAUGGUCAGCAAGAGCAUACUGCGCUCCGUGACGGCGGAGUCUCCUCUCACGGCGGUGGAGUUCAUGCCGGAUGGAUCGACUCUGGCGCUGGGAACGUCACGCGGAAAGCUCAUCCUCUAUGACCUGCGCAUGAUGUCGGCGCCUUUGCGCAGUGUCUCGGCGCACAAGACGUCCGUGCGCUGCCUUCGCUUCCACCACAAGCAUGGCGCUGCCAAAUCGUCUGCGUCAAAAAGUGCAGCGCCCUCAAAGGCCGUGGAAGCGCCUUCAUCUUCCCUGGCCGGAAGCCGAGGAGGUGGGGUUGCUGUUGCGGCGCUUGGAGCAGGUGCAAGCGGCAGCAGGGUGCCAGCGCCAGCAAGCGGGGUCAUCACUAAAGCUGUCAUCGUGGGGCAAAACGGGGCAGGCUUGGUGCAGCCCACCAACCAGAACGCCCAGCUCAGUGGCCAUGUCCCCGUUCAAGCGAAUCACCUUGACAUGCUGGGGCGAGAUAGCUUUGGCGAGAUGUUUUCACCUGUACGAGAAGGGUUGAGCUCGGAGCUGAAUUCCUUGGAAAACCACGAUCUGUCAUCCACAGCUUUCACCAAAACCAGCUUGUCGGAUGGCAUCAGUCUGUACGCCGCCAGCGCUCACCGUACCCCCGUCAGCCAGGGAGCCGGUUCCACUGUCGCUGCCAUUAUAACCACCACCAUGGCGUCGGCAGCGCCGGUCGCAGAAACGGCGUACACGACGCCGCUGCAUUCUGCCCUGCCGCUCAUCGACAGGAAGGACCCUGAGCUGGCAUUGUUCGUAACACCAGACUCUGUGACGUACACGCCCAAGGAGGUGACGUGGAGCCAGGAGGCCCGGAGCACGGCGCCACCUUCCCCCGGCCAGUUUGCCACGCGGCCGGGCUCGGUAAACUCCAGCAACUCCGAGGCGUACACGCCGACGUCCGCUGGUAGCGCAGCUGCCCUGGGCGCGAGCCCGCAUCUGAGCGGGCGCGAGCGAACGGCUGGCGGGGACGCUCGUGUCUCCGGCACUCCAGUCCUCCCGGCCACAUACACGGCGGUGACGCCACCCGGCAAGCCGGCGGUGGAGGUGGCGGGAACGCUGGCACAGCGAGUGGCGGACGUGGUGCAGAACGGCGAGACCCACCAAAUGCUCACCCCCUUCCAGGUCGACUUCAUCCGAGGCAUGAUCGAGGACACCAUGGAGACCUACACGGAUGCAUUCCAUCGGGACAUGGUGAACCUGCAGGUGGAGAUGCUGCGGCAGUUUGAGAUGCAACAGAACGUGAUGGAGUCCCUCCUGGAGCGCUACUCCAUCAACUACACCCUCGUCGCCGAGAUCGAGCGCCUACGCGAGGAGAACAAGAAGCUUCGCUCCAACUACUGACCUCUGACCUUCUCAAAAGUUAGAUCCACAUGCGAGCGAUAGGUUGCCCAACUCGAUUGCGUGCAACUGAAUCGCGUAUGUGUGGAUGUCUCCAGCAACCGUUGUUCACAGCCGAGACACACUACUUUCAAGCAUUGAUCAGCCCAGCGAUUUGUAGCGACGUAAUUUUGUCAUGCGCUGCACACUUGUGAACUUUCAGUCAGUCGUUCCAAUCAUAGAUGCGGCGUUUAAGUUUGUCGUUGCUUUUAAUGUCCUUGUUCCGCAACUAUUCGCUCGGAUGUGGACAAAGCAGUUGCAAGCGAUUACUUGGUGCGAUUUCAAGAGCGAUUUGGUUGCGCAACUGUUGGCUUCAGUUCUGGGCCACGGUAAAGACGACUACUGACCCUCUCCCAUCCACUUCUGCUGGAAGUUUUAAAGCAAUAUGUGUGGAGAUAACAUUCACUAUGGACGAACAGCAAUAACCAUUCGUGUUCUAUGUCCCUCUUGUAACACGCUCAUUGCCAUUUACCUGUACAUAUGUCUAUAUUAAUCUGGGGAGCGGUAGUGUCGCGGUUAACACGCUGCGCUACGAACCCGGCGACCCAAGUUCGAUUCCCGCUCACGGCCACCACAAGUGACGAAUAUCUGAACCAGUCCUGGGCCUCCACAAGGUCGU
Molecule: messenger RNA, 2853 nt
Organism: Petromyzon marinus (sea lamprey)
Lineage: Eukaryota; Metazoa; Chordata; Hyperoartia; Petromyzontiformes; Petromyzontidae
Gene: NEDD1
Product: NEDD1 gamma-tubulin ring complex targeting factor
Biological process (GO): microtubule nucleation; mitotic cell cycle
Cellular component (GO): ciliary basal body; centrosome; centriole
Molecular function (GO): gamma-tubulin binding
Source: RefSeq, a predicted model, not a curated record